CGAGGCAAGCCCGUCCGACUGCACAGUGUCAGAUGGCUGGGACGCAGCGGGCGGCGAGCGAGCUGGGACCUGCAGCGGCGGGCUGGGGCGGCGGCCUCGCGGCGGGCCUGGCCGCGCUGCUCGUCUCUGCCGCGCUGCUGGCGGUGUGGCUCGAGCUGGCAACCCUGCAGUGGGAGGUGCACACGCUGCGCGGUCGCCUGCAGGUGCUGGAGAACACCUGCCUCCUGCGCGCGCAGCUCGGCGCUCUUUCUCAGGCGGUACGUUAUGAAGAACGCAUUAUAUAUCGUAGUGGCAACGAAGAGGUGAUCGUCUCUUUUCCAGAGGAUGAAACGCCGACACCAACGAACGAAGCAGUUAAAAUAAAUACUCCUGCUCGAAUGAAUGACUACAACAGAGAUAGAGAUGGUCAUACAGGCAACGGUCGCCAUAGAAGAGAAACAGUGUCCGGCACCUGGAACCCAAAUUUGCCAGAUUUACAAGAAAGUGGGAAUUCGCCUCGGAAUCCGACGGAUAGAGAAAAAACGUCCGACGAUCGUAAUUUACAUAUGCUUCUCUCAAGAGAUGUUUCUUUAACACCACCAGCCAAUCAUACAACUUCGGCUGUGAUUCUACCAGACAGUGCAUCGAUAGCUCCACUGAGAAAAAAUAACAGAGCUCGCAAUCGCAAGAAACAUACCCACAGAAGUGAGACUGCAGUUGCGUCCGCGACGGGGAGCCAGCCAGACCCAACUGAAGCAGCAGCGACCACCAGGCAUUCUCGUGUCGCGGGAAGUGACUCUGGAUUGAUGAGGUCCAUGGGAAAAUCAUCUGCAUUGCGAAGUCAACCGACUCGUGAGGAAUCCCGCACUAUCUCAGGGCCUCUGGUGCAUCCAUUUACCAGGACUCGUCGCAGGCGACCGAAGAACGAAGCGAGAAGGGCCGCUGUUGAGUUUGUGAGUGACGAAGCUGAACGGCCCACGGAAGCAGACCUCUUCGUGGCCGCCCACUACCACGGAGACACUUCUCGCUACUCGUCUGCUCACCAGCACUACGCUGGUAAUGGGCGAUUAAGACAUCCAGAUGGACGUUUUCGAGACUGGACACCAAUUUCCUGGAUGAAUACACUAAGGAUGCACAAUCAUGUUUCUCUUACAAAUGAAGGGGUUGUAAAUGUGCGCUCCAGUGGCUUGUACUUUCUGUAUGCACAGAUUUACUACGCUGAUGUGCAUGAUACAAAUGGCUUCAGACUAUACAGAAACAACAGUCCGAUUCUUCACUGCACAACCCAUUCAUCGGCCACAGAUCACAGCGUGAAAGCAAAUACUUGCUUCACGGCUACUCUGGAAUAUCUUCACGAAAAUGACGAGAUAUAUGUCUCAGAUGUAGAAGGCUUAAGAUACUCAUUGUUUGAGCCUGCGAAAAGUUUUUUUGGGUUUUUUAAAGUGAACGACCACGUGUAAACUAAGGCAAACUUUUGUGUUACAAUUUUGAUUAUAGUAAUUAUUGUAUGUUACAAAUAUAGUUAUGGAACAUAUUGUUCGCAAAAUAAAAAUUACAUUAUUAUUUAUAAA
Messenger RNA from Bacillus rossius redtenbacheri, 1550 nucleotides. RefSeq lists its product as uncharacterized. Gene Ontology annotation, molecular function: receptor ligand activity; tumor necrosis factor receptor binding. Gene Ontology annotation, cellular component: membrane. Gene Ontology annotation, biological process: immune response. NCBI's taxonomy places the organism in Eukaryota, Metazoa, Arthropoda, Insecta, Phasmatodea, Bacillidae. The transcript has 6 exons. Bases 33 to 1439 code for a protein of 468 amino acids. The record is from RefSeq and is a predicted model, not a curated record.